CGGUUCUCUAAGAAAGUGGAGAACUGUCUCGUAAGAAAUAAAAAAGUAAGAAAAGCAGAAAGGGCGAGAGAAGAAGAUCCGCUCGAAGGGACCUACCCACGUCAUCAUCAUCAACAGCCGCCGACGAUGACCUCACUCUUCCGACGCCUCUCGACGGUCCUCGGUCUGGGAAAGGGACGAUAUUUUAUCGGGAGGGACCUGGACCACAAUCGCUACUAUGAAUUCCCGUCGCUGGAUGGGAACAAGGAUCCGCGGAGGACGCGAAGGCUGAUCGAGUAUGCCCAGCACAAGGAGCUGGGCGAGCACGACCAGAGCCGGCUCCCGGCGCAGUGGCUCAUGUGGCUGAGACAUACGAGGCGUAGUGCGCCCAGUAUCGUGGAGCUCGAAGAGGACCAGAGGAGAAUCGAAACGACGCGGCACAAUGCCAGGAUACUGGAGCAGAAGCGGCUCGAGGAGCUGGCGCUGCUGGAGCAAAAGAAGGAGCAGGAGCAGGAGCAGGAGCAGAGACUCGCACUGGGCGAGGGAACGAAAGCAACGGAGCAUCUGCAGUAUCAGCGCGGUCCCGGUGGUGUGCCAACUGCCACUGUGACAGACUCGGGAGUUCAGAGACAGACAGAGGAGCGAGUGGGCUGGGAAAGAGAGAUCGCUGGUCAGGGCUGGAAGGGGAGCGUGGAGCAGGAGAGGACGCCGGACAUGGACGUGUGGGAGGCGUCGAGGAAAAGGGUCCAAGAGCAGCAGGCGGCGCGGGGUAAAGAUAAUUUGGAUGAACAGAGCGAGGCACAGAGCAGAAGAGCAGCUAGGAGGGCGGAGAUGCAGGUGCAAGAAGCAGAGAGGCAGCGGGCGAGACAAUACAUGAGCAGGAGCCCUCUGGAUGCCUUUGACGUCUCAUUUGAGGAAGACACGCCUACACGGAGCAACCAGGGACCUGCGGAGCUGAAGAGCCGCUUUGGGAGAGCCACGGGCCCCGGAGAGGAAUGGAGCCCACAAGCAUCGAUUCCGACGCCCAAGAGAAGAUGAGAGUGGCGUCCAUGUAAUCAGAGCCGCAGAGGACGAAUCGAUGAGAGAGGUGUUAUUG
Acaromyces ingoldii is the source of this 1075-nucleotide messenger RNA. RefSeq lists its product as hypothetical. Lineage: Eukaryota; Fungi; Basidiomycota; Exobasidiomycetes; Exobasidiales; Cryptobasidiaceae. Gene Ontology annotation, cellular component: membrane. Gene Ontology annotation, biological process: mitochondrial respiratory chain complex I assembly. The record is from RefSeq and is a predicted model, not a curated record. The coding region runs from base 127 to 1017 and encodes 296 amino acids. The transcript has 2 exons.